AUGGCCCCAACCAAGCGCUUCAACAGUUCCCUUGCCAAUGGCUACGCCGAGGAUAAGUCCAAAGGCCCCAUGCUGAGGUUUCAGGACUCGCUGCCCAAGCUGCCUGUCCCGACCCUAGAGGAGACAGGCAAGCGCUACCUCAAAAGCCUUCGUCCUCUCCUUUCGACUUCCGAGUUUGAGACUAGCAAGAAGGCCGUCGAGGAAUUCAUCAAACCUGGUGGUGUGGGGUCAACCCUACAGGAGAAACUCAUUGCUCUUCGCGAGAAACCCGACACUAAGAAUUGGCUUUACGAAUGGUGGAAUGAUGCAGCAUACCUUUCCUACCGUGACCCUGUUGUCCCGUAUGUCAGCUACUUCUACUCGCACCGUGACGACCGCAAGCGUCGUGACCCCGCCAAGCGUGCCGCGGCCAUUAGCACAUCCGUCCUUGAGUUUAAGAAGCAGGUUGAUGCAGGCACCCUCGAGCCUGAGUACAUGAAGAAACUUCCCAUCUGCAUGGACAGUUACAAGUGGAUGUUCAAUGCCAGUCGUGUCGCUGCUCACCCUAAAGACUACCCUGUGAAGUACUCUGCUGAGGAGAACAAGCACAUAAUUGCUAUCCGCAAGAACCAACUUUUCAAAAUCACACAUGAGGUCGAUGGCAAGCAGCUCAAUACGUCGGAGCUAGAGAAGCAAUUCCAGCGCAUUUACGACGUUGCCCAGCGCGUCCCGUCUGUUGGGAUCCUAACCUCGGAGAACCGCGAUAUUUGGGCCGAUGCUCGCCAGAUCCUGCUCGAUGCUAGCCCCAAAAACAAGACAGCCCUUGAGGCUGUUGAGUCUGCCUCAUUUGUUGUCUGCCUCGACGACGCCACCCCUGUCACUCUCGAGGAGCGUGCGCACCAGUACUGGCACGGCGAUGGUGCCAACCGCUGGUUCGACAAGCCCCUCCAGUUCAUUGUCAAUGACAACGGAACUUCAGGCUUCAUGGGAGAGCACUCUAUGAUGGACGGCACCCCGACCCACCGUCUAAACGAUUAUAUCAACGAACUUAUCUUCAACGAGAAGAUCGACUUUUCCGAUCCCUCUGUUCGCUCCAAUAUUCCUGACCCUCAGCCCGUAUCCUUUGAGGUCACGCCCAAGGUGCAAGCCGAGAUCGACCGUGCCACAAAGGACUUCAACGACGUUAUUAGUCAGCACCAGCUCGCUGUCCAGGCCUACCAAGGCUAUGGCAAAGGCCUCAUCAAGAAGUUCAAGUGCUCCCCGGAUGCCUACGUUCAGCUUCUCAUCCAGCUGGCCUACUUCAAGAUGUACGGGAAGAACCGCCCGACCUACGAAUCUGCCGCCACUCGCCGCUUCCAGCUCGGCCGAACCGAGACUUGCCGCACCGUCUCCGACGAGUCCACGAGAUGGUGUAAGUCCAUGGUUGACGCCUCGAUCCCUGACUCCACAAAGGUCGACCUCUUCCGCAAGGCUGUUAACAGCCACCUCGAAUAUAUCACGGCCGCUGUCGACGGAAAGGGAGUCGACAGGCAUCUCUUUGGGCUAAAGAAGCUCCUCGAACCCGGCCAGGAGCUUCCCGAAAUCUACAAGGACCCUGCCUACGGAUACUCGAGUUCGUGGUACAUUUCCAGCUCGCAGCUUAGCUCGGAGUACUUCAACGGCUACGGCUGGAGUCAGGUCAUUGACGGUGGUUUCGGCAUCGCCUACAUGAUCAAUGAGAACAGCAUCAACUUCAACAUCGUUUCCAAGAACCUUGGAAGCGACCGCAUGAGCUACUACCUAAACGAGGCAGCUGCUGACAUGCGCGACUUACUCGUCCCUACCCUUGAGGCCCCCAAGUCAAAGCUGUAA
Molecule: messenger RNA, 1830 nt
Organism: Geosmithia morbida
Lineage: Eukaryota; Fungi; Ascomycota; Sordariomycetes; Hypocreales; Bionectriaceae
Exons: 2
Coding region: 1-1830 (609 amino acids)
Biological process (GO): carnitine metabolic process
Cellular component (GO): mitochondrion; peroxisome
Molecular function (GO): carnitine O-acetyltransferase activity
Source: RefSeq, a predicted model, not a curated record